UCCCUCUCUUCGCUUGCCUGGGUCCCAUUGACGAGUGAACGCUGCCGGCUUUUUCUUUGUAAAUUCUAACUUUAGUGAGUGUGUCGCGUUCUAGUUGGAUUUUUGUGAAAAAAAAUUGAAGAAGAAAAAUAAAAAAAAACAAAACGGAAAUAGAAAAAAAUUAUUUAGAUUUAUUAUUAAAGUUUUGACAAACAAAUUAAAUUUACCGGUCAUUCGGGAGUUUUAUUUCUCAAAAAACGAAAUGAGAAGAAAAUGUGUGUAAAAGAAUUGUGUUGUUUGUGUCAUUUGUUUAAGGAAUGCUGAAAAGUUGUAGCCAUUCCAUGGAAAUUUUGUGAUUUUAAUCAUUUUGUGCAUUUAAUUACAAAAAUAAAAGAAAAAUCUUGAAUAACGACGUGGAAUGUAAAUUCAAUUCAAUUUCAUCAUGAAGGAGAUAAAUUCACAAUAUGUCAUUGAAAAGCUGGUUGGCGGUGAAUUUGAUAUGGAAUUAAAUUUUGUCAUACAAGAUGCACAAAAUAUCAAACACAUGCUAGAAUUACUGGAUCAUUGUCCACCAAAUUUACAGGCUGAAAUAUGGAGUGUCUUUAUUGCAAUUUUACGCAAAAGUGUACGCAAUUUACAAGCCUGCACAGAUGUUGGCCUUAUCGAGCACGUACUGGUGCGUUUGCAGCGCUCCGAAACUGUUGUGGCAGAUCUCCUCAUCGAAAUGCUGGGUGUCUUGGCCAGCUACAGUAUAACCGUCAAGGAACUAAAACUACUGUUCGGCACCAUGAAAGCCGUAAAUGGCAAAUGGCCACGCCACUCGGCCAAAUUGUUAAAUGUUUUACGACAAAUGCCACAUCGUAAUGGUCCUGAUGUAUUUUUUAGUUUUCCAGGACGUAAGGGUUCGGCUAUGGUAUUACCGCCAUUGGCUAAAUGGCCUUAUGAGAAUGGUUUUACAUUUACCACAUGGUUUCGUUUGGAUCCCAUUAAUUCUGUGAAUAUUGAACGCGAGAAACCCUACCUCUACUGUUUUAAAACAUCAAAAGGUGUUGGUUAUACCGCCCAUUUUGUUGGUAAUUGCCUUGUACUGACUUCGAUGAAAGUUAAAGGCAAAGGAUUUCAACAUUGUGUAAAAUAUGAAUUCCAGCCCAGAAAGUGGUAUAUGAUUGCCAUCGUGUAUAUUUACAAUCGCUGGACAAAAAGCGAAAUAAAGUGCCUCGUAAAUGGACAAUUAGCGUCCAGUACCGAAAUGGCGUGGUUUGUUUCAACAAACGAUCCAUUUGACAAAUGCUAUAUCGGAGCAACACCCGAAUUAGAUGAAGAACGUGUCUUUUGUGGCCAAAUGUCGGCUAUAUACCUCUUUAGCGAAGCCCUGACCACCCAGCAAAUAUGUGCAAUGCAUCGCUUGGGGCCCGGUUAUAAGUCACAAUUUCGUUUCGACAAUGAGUGCUAUUUGAACCUGCCGGACAAUCAUAAAAGGGUGAGUCAACAACAACAUCAACGUCAAGUUCCCACACAACACACUGCAGCCGUUUUGUUAGCCGAACAGGAAGCUCAGGCCAUCGAUUGGUCUGAUGAGAAAUUAGACUUGCAGGCAGCAUUUGCCAAAAUACGUGCCGUGUUGGCGGCACGCAAUGCCAAUGCAAAUGCUGUCCUACAGGCAUUGACGGGUGGUGGAACAAGUGGUAGUGCGGCGGGCAAUACGGAUACACUGUCGACCGAGGCCAAUGCGGCCGUCGCCGCAAACAAUGCCACCGCAUCGGACACCAUCAUCGGUGGUAGUGAUGGUAGCAAAAUCACCGACUCCUUGAGUCACAUGCCCAUUGGUUCAGCUUCGACUUCUUCAAUUGAUCGUCUAAGACGCAUGUCUUCUUCGUCUAUGUCCGGUUCGGAAUAUAUGCGAGCUUUUGGUGGUGAUACGGAAGAAAUCAAUCAAUUGAAAGCUGUACUAUACGAUGGUAAACUUUCCAAUGCCAUCGUGUUCAUGUAUAAUCCAGUAGCCACGGAUGGUCAACUAUGUUUACAAUCAGCACCCAAAGGAAAUGUAUCAUAUUUUGUACAUACACCACAUGCACUUAUGUUACAAGAUGUUAAGGCUGUUGUUACACAUUCCAUACACUGUACAUUGAAUUCAAUUGGUGGCAUACAAGUUUUAUUUCCACUCUUCUCACAACUGGAUAUGGCUCAUGAGGGUAUUAGCGAUAUAAAACGUGAUCCAACAUUAUGUUCCAAACUUUUAGGUUUCAUUUGUGAACUUGUCGAAACCUCACAGACCGUUCAGCAGCAUAUGAUACAAAAUCGUGGUUUCUUAGUUAUAUCAUUUAUGCUGCAGCGUUCGUCGCGGGAACAUCUGACGCUAGAGGUCUUAGGUUCAUUCCUCAAUCUAACCAAGUACUUGGUUACAUGUCUAUCGGCCAACAGUGAUUUAUUGCUCAAACAGCUGUUCUGCUUCUCAUUUCUGACCUGGCAGCUGUUGGACCAUGUCCUCUUCAAUCCAGCCUUGUGGAUUUAUACACCGGCCAAUGUCCAGGCCCGUUUAUAUUCAUAUCUGGCCACCGAGUUUCUAAGCGAUACACAGAUCUACAGCAAUGUACGUCGUGUCAGCACCGUCCUCCAGACCGUGCACACAUUGAAAUAUUAUUAUUGGGUUGUGAAUCCACGUGCUAAAAGUGGUAUUGUACCAAAGGGAUUGGAUGGUCCUCGUCCAGCCCAGAAAGACAUUUUAGCUAUACGUGCAUAUAUUCUAUUGUUUCUAAAACAAUUGAUUAUGAUAGGCCAGGGUGUCAAAGAAGACGAGUUGCAAAGCAUUCUGAAUUAUUUGACAACCAUGCAUGAGGAUGAAAAUUUACAUGAUGUUUUACAAAUGUUAAUAUCUUUGAUGUCGGAGCAUCCAAGCUCUAUGGUACCUGCUUUUGAUGUUAAACAUGGUGUUAGAACUAUAUUUAAAUUAUUGGCUGCUGAAAGUCAGCUGAUACGCUUACAAGCACUCAAAUUAUUAGGAUUCUUUUUAUCGAGAAGUACAUACAAACGAAAAUAUGACGUUAUGUCGCCACAUAAUUUAUAUACAUUAUUAGCGGAACGUUUACUUUUGUACGAGGAAUCAUUGUCGAUGCCAACAUAUAAUGUAUUAUAUGAAAUUAUGACCGAACAUAUAUCACAGCAUAUUAUGUACAAUAGACAUCCGGAGCCGGAAAGUCACUAUCGUUUGGAGAAUCCAAUGAUGCUCAAAGUCGUCGCCACGCUGAUACGGCAAUCGAAACAAACCGAAUCCCUGAUUGAGGUGAAAAAACUCUUCCUCUCCGACAUGACACUGCUGUGCAAUAGUAAUCGUGAAAAUCGACGAACCGUUCUGCAAAUGUCCGUUUGGCAGGAAUGGCUCAUUGCCAUGGCCUAUAUACAUCCGAAAAAUACGGAGGAACAAAAAAUAUCCGAUAUGGUUUAUUCGCUGUUCCGUAUGUUGCUACAUCAUGCCAUUAAAUAUGAAUACGGCGGCUGGAGAGUUUGGGUGGACACUUUGGCCAUUGUCCACUCCAAAGUCUCCUAUGAGGAGUUCAAACUACAAUUUGCCCAAAUGUAUGAGCAUUAUGAGCGCCAGAGAACGGAUCAAAUAACUGAUCCUGCCCUGAGACAAGCCAGACCGAUAAGUACCAUUAGCGGCUGGGAAAGGGAAGAAAUGCAGCAACAACAUGGCAGCGGAAAUGUGGUACAUAAUGCCACAUCGGUGGCCUCUUUGGAGGAUGUGCCUCCGGUGGAAGAGGAGGUGGAGGAAAUAGAUAUGGAAGAAGAAUCCACCCAACAGGAUGAAGAGAUUGAGGAACCAGUCGAAGAAUCCAAAUGUGCUUGUGCCAGUGAUGAAACAAACGCCACUGCCGUUGCUGCCCCAACCUGUGAGGAGAAGUCAACGGAGGUGGAAACGGAAGAGGAGACAAAAGAAGCAGCAUCUGGUGAUGCAGCAGCCAUUAAGUCAAGUAUAUCCAACAUCAGUGAUGUCUACAAUGAACACAUCAAAUCCGAGGUCUUGGUUGUGGCCACAGCCCAAUGCAAUGGCAAUGCCUCAUCAACCUCCACAAAUACCAGUGCUAACACAACACCCGCCAAAACAGCCAGCCUACCUCCUGCCACUGCGGCGGCAGCUGGUGGCCCAGAAGCCUUAAAGAAAACCCUCAACAUAGAUGACUUGGAAGAAUUGGAAUUGGAAAAUGCCAAGGCUGCCACCUCUGUGGAAGAUGCCGAGGCCCAUGUCCAAGAGGUUUUGAAAAACUCCGAAAAGGUGUUGCAAGAAUGUAAACUUGUGGCCGAUGAAAUGCAGGAGGCUUCAUCUGUUAUCAAGGAUGAAGAGAUUGAAUUGGCUGUCAAUGAAGUGGUCCAGGGUGUAUUGAACAAUGAGAAGAAACAAAUCAAGGAACCGUCCAUGGAAACAUCGACAAAGGCAGCAGAGGAAACCAAAGCUGAGUUGGAAGAAAGCGACAAAGUAUCCCUGCUCAAUACCAAGAAUUUGCUGAAUAAUAAUCUAACAGAAGCCGAGGCCGAGGCCACAACAGCUUCAACAAUAGAUAACAACAAUGUUAACAAUAACAAUGCCGAAACCAGCAGCCCCACGGGGGCCCAGGAAGACAACACCACAACCCAGAAAACCACAGAUAAUGGGGAAGGCCACGACGAAAAAGAAACUAAAAAGACUGAACAAAAACAAGAAACUAAUCAAGAAAAUCUUUUAAAUAAUAAUGACAUACAAACGGAGGCAGAUGCAACACCAGAAACAACAACAACUAAUGACCAUUCCAAAAAUCCGGAGACGGAAGAAAAGAAGGAAGAGUACAACACAAAAUUGCCAGCAGAAGAAACCUCUGCCAAACCCAAUGAUUUAGUGGAACUUGAAGUCAGUUCUUCAUUGUCCACGACCGUUACGACUGGAGAAACUUCGGAGGAGAUUUCAUCGCUCAGCCCUGAUACCACAAUAUCUAGUCCCUCUAUGAUGGAUGAUGCCCCAAUGUUAAGUAUUAAUGAUGAGCCAGCUACCACGCCCGUGGAAGAAAACAAAACCGAGGCGGCUGUGGUAAAGGAUAUUGUCGAUGAGUUAAUUGACAAAGUCAUUGAGAAGUCCGUCGUCGAAGAGGGAGAAACCAACAACAAUGAUGUCGACGACAAAGAAAAAGAAGCCGAAGAAUUCAUCAAUGAGACAGCCCAAGAAAUCAUUGAUGAUGUGGUAAAAACAGCUGUAGAAGAAGCUACAACUACCGAAACAAAACCUCUUGAUGAGUCGAAUUUGGCCGAAAAGAAAUCCACUUCACCCAGUCCACUACCAGAGUCUACAGCCGAAAAAGAAAAUGUCGAAGCCAUUGUCCAAACCGUGGUAGAUGAUUUGGUCGAACAAACUGUCAGCACGAUCAUUGAUAACGCCACGCAAGAAGCUGAAACUGAAAUCGUUGAAGAAAUCAGCGAACAAGUUGCCGAACUUCAACUCGAUGAUGCAAUUGUCGAACAAACUGAAGAGGAGACUCAAACCUCGGCAGCUGAUGACUUGGAAACAGUGCCACCACAACUGCUGCUGCAGGAAAAAAUCGAUGAUGUUCGCAUUGAAGAUGAUGAAUAUUUGGAAGAGCCCGUCAGUCAACAUGAGCAACAGACACAGACACAACAAACUGAAGAUGUGGGUAGCGAUGCCGUAGAAGAGAGCCAGGAUCAAGGAGAACAGGAUGUCCAUCAACAUCAGCAGCAGGCGACACAACAACAGCAGCACAGUGCCAGCACGCAGGUGGAAAAUCAACAUUUCGACAAUGCCGGCAAGCAGCAGCAACAACCUGCAACACAUGCCCAACAACAACAACAGCAGCAACAGUCACAACAUCAGCAACAACAACAACAACAACGUUCAAAAUCCGGCUCAACCCGACCCAUGUUCAGUCCUGGUCCAACACGACCACCCUUCCGCAUACCCGAAUUCAAAUGGUCCUACAUCCAUCAACGAUUGCUAUCGGACGUACUCUUCUCCCUCGAAACGGAUAUUCAAGUGUGGCGUUCACAUUCCACCAAAAGUGUUCUGGAUUUCGUCAAUUCCAGCGAGAAUGCAAUAUUCGUUGUGAAUACCGUUCAUUUGAUAUCACAAUUGGCAGAUAAUUUGAUAAUUGCCUGUGGCGGCCUGUUGCCAUUGUUGGCCUCGGCCACAUCGCCAAAUUCUGAACUUGAUGUACUGGAACCCACCCAAGGUAUGCCGCUCGAGGUGGCCGUCUCAUUUCUGCAGCGUCUUGUCAACAUGGCUGACGUGUUAAUUUUUGCAACAUCAUUAAAUUUCGGUGAAUUGGAAGCCGAGAAGAACAUGUCCAGCGGUGGUAUACUGCGACAAUGUUUGCGUCUCGUCUGUACAUGUGCGGUGCGCAACUGUUUGGAAUGCAAGGAACGGACCCGCUACAAUGUUGGUGCAAUGGCACGAGAUGUGCCCGGGGCGGCUCAUUUACAAGCGCUGAUACGUGGUGCCCAGGCUUCGCCUAAGAACAUUGUCGAGUCAAUAACAGGUCAAUUAUCUCCGGUUAAGGAUCCUGAGAAAUUGCUACAAGACAUGGAUGUAAAUCGUUUAAGAGCCGUUAUCUACAGAGAUGUGGAGGAAACCAAACAAGCCCAAUUCCUCUCAUUGGCCAUUGUAUACUUCAUCUCCGUUCUGAUGGUGUCCAAAUAUCGUGACAUUUUAGAACCACCGGCAGAGCCACAAAUACAACGGCAGUCACCCAUAAUGCAGAGAUCAGCUGGCGAACCUUCAGGUCGUCCCUUAUUCCCCCAGUGGUCACAUCAUGUGUAUCCACAAUUUUUACCCGGUUCGCAUCAUAAUCAUGUAACAACGGCUAACAUGCAACAGCAGCAACAGCAAACAAAUAUGCAACAGCAACAACAACAACAACAUGUCCAGCAACAUCAUCAUCACCAACAGCAGCAACAACAACAACAGCAAUUAUAUUAUCAUCAACAAAUGCCUUCACCGCCACCGCAUCAACAUCAGCAGCAACAGCAGUCAAUGCAACAAACAUCUCAUUUACAACAUCAACAUCAUCACUUGACACAUCAACAGCAACAGCAGCAACAACAACAACAAUACUAUCAUCAUCAGGCCAUGAAUAAUGCAGCUGUAGCAGCGGCAGCAGCUAGUUAUGCCACUCAUUGUCCUUCACCGCCUUUGGCUAACCAAUCGACAAGUCCUUCAACAUCUUCAACAACCAACACCUCACAGCCAGCCUCAACAUCUUCACUUUCAAGUUUGGCCUCACAGCCACAUCAUCAGCAGCAACGUCAUGGACAGAAACACCAACACUACCAGCCGCAACAGCAACAGCAGCAGCACAUGACAGCUGGCGCUGGAGCCAAUGGAGGAGGCCACUACAACAUGAUGAAUGGCAGUCAAGUGUUAAAUGGAAAAAUAUCGACGCCACAACAGCAACAGCAAUACUCGAAUCCCUCGGCUGCUGCUUCAGCUGUGGACAUGAAUGGUGCUGGCUAUCAUCAGCAUCCACAUGCCCAUAUGGCACAGCCACCACAAUAUAUGCGUACACCUUCAACAUCUUCCUCGGCCAUGAUGAUGACGAAUGGUCUAAAUGGCAUGACCUCAGCCCAUCAAAAUGGUAUUGUCGAUUAUCAUUCCCAACAUGGGGGAGCUGGUGUUGUUGGAGGUGGUGGCGGUAUGAUGUUAAAUGGUGGCGGCAGCGUUGGCAAUCAAAUUGCAAAUGGCAAUAAUCCCAGUCUAAUGCAUAAUAAUGGCAAUGCUGGCAACCCGGUCGCGGGCAAUAAUCACAGUUCUAUGAUCGUCGGUGGUGGGGCCAUGAAUAAUGGUCGUAAUAUGCGUAAUGGUCUGGGUGGUCAUGUUUUGGGUUCAGCUGGUGGAGUUGUUGGUGGCGGCGGCGUUGGCAUGCAUGGUGCCAAUGUCAUGGCCUCAUCAUCGUCGGCAUAUAAACAAAACAAUGGUAUAAAUAAUAAUUAUCGUUACAAUGGCCGUAGCGCAACAACUGGAACAGGUGGCCGUACCAUACAAGAUGGUGAUUAUGAAAUAAUUGUUGUCGACGAAAACAAUCCCUCGGUGCUGGCUGACAACGAUUCCCAUUCAAGUGGACCUCCUUCAAUUAAGAGUCCUAAAAUGCCAAUGAAAUCCCAAACAACGACAACGACCAAUACACCGACAACACUGACAAAAACAUCCACAGUGACCACAACGACAGCAACACCAACGACGACAGGGACAACGGCGUCGUCAACGCCCACGACAAUGGUGGCCACCGGUGCCGCCCUGGUCAAAACAAUGACAACAACAAUUAAUUCGGUAUUAUUGAAUAAUACACUAACAACAACAAAGACGACAAAUAAAUUACAACAACAACCAUUAUCGCCUCCCAAACCAGUGGUGCCACAAAAAUUACCCAAGAGUGACUCCGAAUGCAAUUCCCUGAAUAUGAACUCAACUGAAAAUGAAGUUCCUGAAGUGGAAUCGUCAAGUGAGAUUAUGGUCGACGAUAACAAGCCCAUAAAUUCCAAUGAUGAAAGCUGGACAGAUGUCAAUUUGAAUGAAGACGCCAGUGUACAGGCCACGGCCACGGGUAUUAUUAUGCCAGGUGGUGGCAGUGCUGGUGUCGAUGGUAAAAUGCGUGGCGAUGACAGCGGCAUGCAUUCGCUGCAUGCCAGCCACAUGCAACAUUCGCAGCAUGGCAGUGAGCGGGGCGAUAAACCCGAUUCUGAGAUUUCCGUCGUUCGUGUACCCGACGGCUAUGCCAACUCGGGCAAUGCAUCCGGCAACUCUGGCAACGUGGCGGGUGUUCAACGUGGCUCCCGACCCGAUGAUUUACCCAUGAAACCUCCUCUAGUCGGCCAACUGCCCAUGACCACUCCGUCACGCGAGGCCAGCUUGACGCAAAAGCUCGAAGUGGCCCUGGGUCCCGUUUGCCCGCUGCUGCGCGAAAUCAUGGUUGACUUUGCCCAUUAUCUGUCGAAGACUUUGGUUGGCUCCCAUGGCCAAGAAUUGCUGAUGGAGGGCAAAGGCCUUACCACGUUCAAGAACUCCCAUUCGGUGGUGGAACUGGUAAUGUUGCUUUGCUCCCAGGAGUGGCAAAACAGCUUGCAAAAACAUGCCGGCCUAGCCUUUAUCGAACUGAUCAAUGAGGGCCGGUUGCUUUCGCAUGCCAUGAAGGAUCACAUUGUGCGUGUAGCCAAUGAGGCGGAAUUCAUAUUGAAUCGUAUGCGAGCCGAUGAUGUUCUCAAGCAUGCCGACUUCGAAUCCCAGUGUGCCCAAACUCUGCUGGAACGCCGCGAGGAGGAGCGUAUGUGUGACCACCUGAUUACCGCGGCUCGACGUCGUGACAAUGUCAUUGCCAGCCGGCUGCUGGAAAAGGUGCGCAACAUUAUGUGCAAUCGCCAUGGGGCCUGGGGUGACUCAAGUGGGUCGGUACAAAAGCAGACCUAUUGGAAACUGGAUGCCUGGGAAGAUGAUGCUCGACGACGCAAACGCAUGGUCCAAAAUCCCCGUGGCUCUUCACAUCCUCAGGCCACGCUCAAAGCUGCCUUAGAAAAUGGUGGUCCCGAAGAUGCCAUCCUGCAGACACGUGACGAAUUCCACACCCAAAUUGCUGUCAGUCGUGCUCACCAAGCUACCCAACACACUGCCGAUUUACUGGACGAUGCUGAGCUUUUGAUCGAGGAUCGCGAACUGGACUUGGAUCUGACCGGACCUGUAAAUAUUAGCACGAAGGCCAAACUAAUUGCCCCCGGUUUGGUGGCGCCCGGCACUGUGUCCAUCACCAGCACCGAGAUGUUCUUCGAGGUGGAUGAGGAUCAUCCCGAUUUCCAGAAGAUCGAACCCGAAGUUCUCAAAUAUUGUGAUCACUUGCACGGCAAAUGGUACUUCUCGGAGGUGAGAGCCAUCUUCUCGCGCCGCUAUCUGCUGCAAAAUGUUGCCUUGGAAAUCUUUUUGGCCUCACGCACCUCCAUCCUGUUCGCCUUUCCCGACCAGCACACCGUCAAGAAGGUGAUCAAGGCCCUGCCCCGUGUCGGCGUGGGCAUCAAGUACGGCAUACCCCAGACCAGACGAGCUUCGAUGAUGUCGCCACGUCAGUUGAUGCGUAACUCGAACAUGACUCAAAAGUGGCAGCGUCGCGAGAUUUCCAACUUCGAGUAUCUAAUGUUCCUUAACACAAUAGCAGGUCGCACAUACAACGAUUUAAACCAAUACCCCAUCUUCCCCUGGGUCCUGACCAAUUACGAAACCAAAGAUUUGGAUUUAAGUCUGCCCUCGAACUACCGGGACCUUUCGAAGCCGAUUGGUGCCCUAAAUCCCUCACGCCGAGCCUAUUUCGAGGAGCGUUAUGAAUCCUGGGAAAGUGAUACAAUACCUCCGUUCCACUACGGCACACACUAUUCCACCGCUAGCUUUACUCUCAACUGGUUGGUGAGAGUAGAACCCUUCACCACAAUGUUCCUGGCGCUGCAGGGUGGAAAAUUCGACUACCCCGAUCGUUUGUUCUCCUCGGUCAACCUGUCGUGGAAAAAUUGCCAGCGUGAUACAUCAGAUGUAAAGGAACUAAUACCCGAAUGGUAUUUCCUGCCCGAAAUGUUCUACAACUCGUCUGGCUAUCGUUUGGGUCAUCGCGAAGAUGGAGCCUUAGUCAAUGAUGUUGAGCUGCCACCCUGGGCCAAGACGCCCGAAGAGUUUGUGCGCAUCAACCGCAUGGCUUUAGAAUCGGAAUUCGUCUCGUGCCAAUUGCAUCAAUGGAUCGAUUUGAUCUUUGGCUACAAGCAACGUGGUCCCGAGGCGGUACGAGCAACCAAUGUAUUCUACUAUCUCACCUAUGAGGGUAGUGUCGACCUGGAUGCCAUUGCCGAUCCGGUGAUGCGUGAAGCGGUUGAAAAUCAAAUUCGUAACUUUGGCCAAACACCCAGCCAACUGUUGAUGGAGCCACAUCCACCACGCAGCUCGGCCAUGCAUCUGUCACCGAUGAUGUUUAGUGCCAUGCCCGAUGAUUUGUGUCAGAUUUUGAAAUUCUAUCAGAAUUCACCCAUCAUCCAUAUAUCGGCCAAUACCUAUCCCCAGCUGUCGUUGCCUUCGGUGGUCACCGUGACGGCCGGCCAUCAGUUUGCGGUGAAUCGAUGGAAUUGCAAUUACACAGCCUCCGUCCAAAGUCCCAGCUAUGCGGAUUCGAAUCAACAGCAGGGUGCCGUGAAACCAUUGGCCAUAGAUCCAGUGUUAACUGCUGCUCAAAACACCACCCACAACAAUCCCAUGAAUCGACGACAUUUGGGUGACAACUUCAGUCAAAUGUUGAAGAUUCGUUCCAAUUGUUUUGUGGUCACCGUGGAUAGUCGUUUCCUCAUUGCCUGUGGCUUUUGGGAUAACAGUUUCCGUGUUUUCAAUACCGAAUCGGCAAAAAUUGUACAAAUCGUCUUUGGCCAUUUCGGUGUGGUAACCUGUUUGGCCCGCUCAGAGUGCAAUAUUACAUCGGAUUGUUAUAUUGCUUCGGGCUCGGCGGAUUGCACCGUUCUGCUGUGGCAUUGGAAUGCCCGGACUCAGAGUAUUGUGGGUGAGGGUGAUGUACCCACACCACGUGCCACAUUGACGGGCCACGAACAGGCUGUAACAUCGGUUGUGAUUAGUGCUGAGCUGGGUUUGGUUGUAUCGGGCUCGACAAACGGUCCCGUUCUGAUCCACACCACCUUUGGUGACCUUUUACGUUCGCUGGAUGCUCCCAUGGAUUUCCAUUCUCCCGAAUUAAUUGCCAUGUCCCGCGAAGGUUUCAUAGUUGUCAACUAUGACAAGGGCAAUGUGGCCGCCUACACCAUUAAUGGCAAGGAACUUAGACAUGAAACUCACAAUGAUAAUCUACAGUGCAUGCUGCUCUCACGUGAUGGUGAAUAUUUGAUGACAGCCGGUGAUCGUGGCAUCGUUGAAGUGUGGCGUACCUUCAGCUUGGCACCACUUUAUGCCUUCCCAGCGUGUAAUGCUGGAAUUCGCUCGUUGGCACUGACACAUGAUCAAAAAUACCUAUUGGCUGGUCUCUCAACUGGUUCCAUUGUUGUAUUCCACAUCGAUUUCAAUCGUUGGCAUCAUGAGUAUCAACAACGUUACUAAAUGUGUACGGCCCAUUACUCCCCAUCUACUUACCAUGAAAACAACCUGGCCAUCCCGACGUGGCAGAAUUGACGAGGAUCUCCUUGUCAAAUUUAGAAUCGAAAAUAAAAGCCCACAACAAAAAAUACAAAAACAACUGCUUAGGCCAAAUCAGCUACUACCUUACAAAACAGAAAAAAACAAUGACGAAAUGUGAAAUGUAAAGAUAAAAAAAAAACUACUCUAGUGAAAACCUUAAACAAGUAAGUUUGUUUUGUUGCGAUGACAACAAAAGGAGUUUCUGUUCUGGCUUUUACAAAAAUUAAAUGCAAUGAAAUAUGUUUUCUAGAAAUUAAAAAAAAAAUAGAACACAAGAGAAGAGUCACAAGUUAAGUUAAGAUUUUUAACUUGAAAAAAAAUGAUACUUAGUUUCUAGGUUAGAAUAAUCGAAAAAAAAACCUAACUAAAUAAAAAAGAAAUCUAUACACAAGAAAAAAAGACAAAAUGCAAUUCGUAGAGACAUUAAUUUCUAAUACGUUUUUGGGCAGAAACUAAAAUUCGUAGAGAAUGUUUCGGACAAAAUUUAAACAAAAUUCGACUUAAAAUUGGAAAGUCUUGGCAAAAAAAAAAGAA
Messenger RNA from Musca domestica (house fly), 12682 nucleotides. RefSeq names its product neurobeachin (gene rg). NCBI's taxonomy places the organism in Eukaryota, Metazoa, Arthropoda, Insecta, Diptera, Muscidae. Gene Ontology annotation, molecular function: protein kinase binding. Bases 422 to 12070 code for a protein of 3882 amino acids. The record is from RefSeq and is a predicted model, not a curated record. Gene Ontology annotation, biological process: intracellular protein localization. The transcript is spliced from 31 exons. Gene Ontology annotation, cellular component: cytosol; membrane.